This is a messenger RNA of Cyprinodon tularosa, 2128 nucleotides long. It is a transcript of the gene poc1b, whose product is annotated as POC1 centriolar protein B. The transcript is spliced from 12 exons. Gene Ontology annotation, biological process: cilium assembly. NCBI's taxonomy places the organism in Eukaryota, Metazoa, Chordata, Actinopteri, Cyprinodontiformes, Cyprinodontidae. Bases 106 to 1614 code for a protein of 502 amino acids. Gene Ontology annotation, molecular function: protein binding. The record is from RefSeq and is a predicted model, not a curated record. Gene Ontology annotation, cellular component: centriole; ciliary basal body.
GGAGUUCGAUUAGUCAGGUCUGGGGCAGUGACAGUCAUGGAGGAGCUGUGCAGCGGGUUUGUUCAAAUCCACAAAUAACCAUAGCUCGCUCAAUUAUCGGCAAAAAUGGCAUCUGUUCUGGAGGAUCCAACUCUGGAGAGACACUUCAAGGGACACAAAGACGCCGUCACCUGUGCAGACUUUAAUCCAAACCAAAAGCAGCUGGCUACGGGAUCAGUAGAUAAGACGCUGAUGAUCUGGAAUCUGGCUCCAAAGGGAAGAGCCUUUCGAUUUGUCGGGCACCAGGAUGCCAUCACAGGGCUGCAGUUCUCUCAGUCUGGUGGUCUGGUGGCAUCUUCCUCCAAAGAUAGAACGGUUCGAUUGUGGACGCCUUCCAUAAAAGGAGAGUCUACAGUUUUCAAAGCUCAUACCGCCGCAGUCCGCAGCGUUGCUUUCUCCAACGACGGCCACAGACUGGUCACUGCAUCUGAUGACAAGUCUGUCAAAGUUUGGAGUGUCCAGCGGCACUGUUUCAUCUACUCCCUCAACCAGCACACUAACUGGGUCCGCUGUGCCAGGUUUUCUCCAGAUGGGAGGCUCAUAGCGUCCUGUGGAGACGACCGCUCUGUCCGUCUUUGGGACACGUCCUCCAGACUCUGCAUCAACUGCUUCACUGACUGCAGCGGCUCUGCAACUUUUGUUGAUUUCAACUCCAGCGGCACCUGCAUUGCCUCCUCAGGAGCUGACAGUUCCCUUAAGAUCUGGGAUUUACGGACCAACAAGCUGAUUCAGCACUAUCAAGUCCACACUGCAACUAUCAACAGUUUCUCCUUCCAUCCGUCGAGUAAUUACUUAAUCAGUGGCUCCAGUGAUAGGACGGUUAAGAUCCUGGACCUGCUGGAGGGCCGCCUCAUCUACACGCUGCAUGGACACAAGGGUGCUGUAAUAACGGCUGCGUUUUCAAGGGUUGGAGAUCUGUUUGCAUCAGGUGGAGCUGAUUGCCAGGUGCUGCUCUGGAAGACAAACUUUGACAGUAAACCUUAUCAGGACCUGCUGCAACAUCAUAGCCGGAGAUCAACCCCUAAUCCGCCACCCCACCUGUCGGACAUCCACCCCAGAACACCUCACCUCCACCACCCACAGCCCACCCCCAUCCAGAUAAAUCCCACUGUGACCGACACCAGGUCCUCUGAUCCACAUGUUGUCGAGCUGGGCCAAGCUCUACAUGAAGACAAGACAGAUUUCCUGGCACUUCAUGACAGUGGUUCAAAAGUAGAAGAGUGGACCGGGGGUGAAAGUACCAACUGGGCAGGGUCAAAUUCUGGGAACCAGAGCGGCUCAGACGGUGCAGGAAGAGGAAGGAGGAAAGAAGAGGACACGGCACAGAACCACCCACUGGAGGUCCUCUCAGGUCAUCCAUCAAGUCUGGAUUUCACCCUGCAGCACAUUGUUCAACAGCUGGAUGUUCUCACGCAGACUGUUUCUGUGCUUGAAGAGCGUCUCACCCUAACAGAGGACAAGAUGAAGGAGUGUCUCCAGUAUCAAUCUCAGAUCCUGAAGGACAUGCAGGCACCAGGAGAGAGGCACAGGAUGGAAAGCAAAGGGACAGAUGAGUCCCCUGCUAAUUUCACUUAAAGCUGGCACCCUCCCUCUGAGGCACAAACACGGGGAUAUUCUCUGCUUUAUGACUGUUAAGAACUUGUACUGUUGUGUGUGUGCGCAUGAAACACCGUGGUGGUCUACAUCUUGGGUCAGUGGGUUAAUCAGGAAUCUGGCAGAAGUCAGAGUGAUUUAUUGUGCAUCUCAGUGUGUGUGUGGGUCACCAACAUGUUUCUUUUGUGUCUUUGGUCACCUCUGACUGAUAUUCAGCAUUACAGCCAGCAGCAAUUUAUCUGCGGCUGCGCAGAUAUGAAGCGGUAUAACCUGCUGUGAAAACAGGCCAUCUGCUGCAUCACCUCUUAUUCCAAGCAUUUAAAUUUGGUUCCUCUAAAAUAAAUGGAUGUUUUAGCAGUUUCCUGCUUUAGAAAUAUAUGUUGUUGUUUUUUUUUAUUUUUUAUUUUUUGUAUAUUUGUUAAUGUAAAAUUCUGAUUUAUAGAACUACUAAACUCUGCACAUAUCACCUAAGAUGUAACAACUGCAAUUUUUAUUU